Salvia hispanica is the source of this 2824-nucleotide messenger RNA. The record is from RefSeq and is a predicted model, not a curated record. Lineage: Eukaryota; Viridiplantae; Streptophyta; Magnoliopsida; Lamiales; Lamiaceae.
AAAAAGAGGAGCAACGAAAUAAGCCAUUCCAAUUGCUACGCUUGUCAUACAGUAGAGCUACUGCUUCUAAAUUUGCGCAAUAUACGCGAGAUUCUAUUGCUGCAUACGUAUUCAGUUGACAAUUUGAGAUCGUUGUUGCUCAAUACCGGAAGUUCUGCCAUCGCCGCCGCAGACGGCGUAUCUUCUCGCCGGUGAUCGGAUUCCGCCGUUGAUCAGGCUUUGGAAACCGUCGCAUUCUCAUUCCGCGAUUUGCCGGAACCCUAGAAGUUUACAAGUGAUCACUUCUUUAAGGGCUGGACAGCACUGCAAGUUACUAGCAGUUGCAGGGGGGAGACUUGACGUGACUGCGGUCAGGCUUCACUUGCUAAUUUAACCUUCCUAAAUUCUUGAUGCAUCAUCAGAUUGAUAUUCUCUGAGCACAAACUCUUGAACAUUUUUGGCACAUGAGGAACAAUGCUAACUUGUUUAAAUAACCAUAAUAUAGUACUUUUUCACCAGCCUCCAUUGCAACCAGUGAGGGGACUUUUACUAUAUCAGCAAGGUGUAGCCGUGUAGAAGAUUCAACAAAAUAAAAAAGCAGAAAAUCAUGAAGCCGCCAUCAGAGAAGAAAUUCCCUCUUACUGCUAAAGAUUACAAGUUGUGUGAGGAAAUUGGAGAAGGGGUCAGUGCUACUGUUUAUAAAGCCCUCUGUUUACCGCUUAAUGAGAGUGUUGCAAUCAAAGUUCUUGAUCUUGAGAAGUGCAAUAAUGACUUGGAUGGCAUCCGGCGAGAGGUACAAACAAUGAUUUUGACAGAUCAUCCGAAUGUAUUGCAAGCUCACUGUUCCUUCACUGUGGGCCAUAACCUAUGGGUUGUGAUGCCAUACAUGGGAGGGGGAUCUUGCCUUCACAUUAUUAAAUCAGCUUAUCCCGAAGGUUUUGAGGAACCUGUUAUUGCAACAGUAUUGUGUGAGGUUCUUAAAGCUCUUGUGUAUCUUCAUGCCCAUGGACAUAUUCACAGAGAUGUAAAGGCUGGUAACAUAUUGAUUGAUACUAAUGGUUCUGUCAGAUUAGCGGACUUUGGAGUUGCUGCUUGCAUGUUUGAUACCGGUGAUCGCCAGCGUUCAAGAAAUACUUUUGUUGGAACCCCAUGCUGGAUGGCUCCUGAAGUCAUGCAGCAAUUGCAUGGAUAUGAUUUUAAAGCAGAUAUCUGGUCGUUCGGAAUAACAGCACUUGAACUUGCUCAUGGACAUGCACCAUUUUCCAAGUAUCCACCUAUGAAGGUUCUGCUGAUGACCUUGCAAAAUGCUCCACCAGGGCUGGACUAUGAAAGAGACAGACGCUUUUCUAAGUCUUUCAAAGAUUUGGUUGCUGCUUGCUUAGUAAAGGAUCCGAAAAAACGUCCCAGCUCUGAAAAGCUUUUGAAGCACCCUUUCUUCAAACAUGCUAAGCCAGCUGAUUAUUUGGCUCGUGCUAUCCUCGACGGCUUAUCCCCACUUGCUGAAGGUUUUAGGAAUCUUAAGGCUAAAGAUGCAGAACUUCUUAUGCAAAAUAAGUCAUUAUAUGAGGACAAAGAACAUCUAUCACAGCAAGAGUACAUUCGAGGUGUCAGUGCGUGGAAUUUCAAUCUGGAGGAUCUAAGGAAUCAGGCUGCCCUUAUUGAAGAUGACCCUACAUCAUGUUCAGAAGACUCAAGUAUGAGAUGGAAACACAUCAAUGGUCAGAAUGAUCUCAACCAGACAAAUAAUUCCAGUGCUGCUUCUCAUUUGGAAGAUGAGCUCAAUGACAUCGAUGAUUUGGAGAAGUCAUUAGCUGCAUUUCCUAUAAAACCUCUACAGGCUCUCAAAGGUUGUUUUGAUGUACAUGAGGAUGACCCUGGUAGUCCAAGUUCAAUAGAUUCCGCCCACUUAGACUCCGAACAACAAAGCCAACAACAGCCAUUGACAACUGCUGCAGACGAAGAAACGGCAAAAAAUAACGGUGGAGAUUCUCGUCUAAGUCUUAAAAGAAUUCCCAGCAUCCCUGUACUGCAGGAAAAUAGCCUCCCUGCUAAAAGUUUCAAUGGUGAUGGAGACAGGGAAAAUAUGCCACAGAGAUACCAGGUGGAGCGAAAUUGUAGUGGUCCGCUGCAGAAUCGUCAAAGAAAAGAUUUCAAUUAUUCUGGGCCCGGAGAGGAUGCAUCAGAAGGGGCUGUGGUCGAGCGCAGAGGGCGGUUCAAAGUAACUUCAGCAGAUGUGAAUAUCAAGGAUCCGGUGAACCAUGUUAACUCGAUUUCUGGUAGUUCUGCAUUCCCAACGAAUUCUAGUGUCUUGAAUGCUUCAGUUCUCCAGUCAUUGCAGUGCAUAUUGCAGCAUAAUACAAUUAAAAGAGAUGGACUGCUCAAAAUGAUCGAGUUUGUGGAACAAACAUCAGGAAAUGCUAGUGAGUCAACAGAUGCAGGAAUAACCGACCUUUUGCAGAUGAACCCUAGUUCAGCACGCGAACGCGAGCUGCAAGCUCAAGUGAUUCAAAUGCAACAAAGUGUCGGAGGUAUGGUUGAGGAACUACAGAGACUCAAGGCUAAGAACACUAAGUUGGAACGAGAACUAUUCAUGAUGCUCAAGAAAGAUGACAAGAUACCAGAAUAAUGAGAGACACAAGGGAAGCUCGUGAUUCAUCAAAUUUAUCCUCUGUUUUUCUCUAGGAAAUUUUCCUGUGUAUAUACUUCCAAUGCAGCUUUGGUUUGUAUGCUGAGGUUUUGUGUUAAUUGUGAGCUUGGUCCAAUUGUUUGUUUGACAUUACAAUCAUGAGUUGCUGCAGUUUCUUAGUGGAGAUACCACUUCAUUGUAUUGAAGCAUUUUUAUCAA